UACUUCGAGGAGCGGAAUACCGAUCUGUUCUUCUCGCACCUGACCGUCAACUCAUACACGGGUCAGGUGUACGUCGGGGGCGUGAACCGGAUCUACCAGUUGUCGCCCCAAUUGGCCACCGAAGCCGUGGCUGUGAUGGGACCCGAGGAGGACAGCGCCGACUGUCCGGUGACCCGAAACUGUCCCAAAACGGUUAAGAAGCCGACCAUCUAUUACAACAAAGUGCUGGCCAUAGACUACGCGCAGUCACGACUCCUCACGUGUGGCUCACUCUUCCAGGGGGUCUGUAGUGUCCAUAAGUUGGACAACGUUUCCACUUAUGACUCGUCGGCCACCGAGUCGGUCGCCGCCAACAACGCCACCGCCUCCACAGUGGCCUUCAUCGCGCCCGGACCUACCAAGUCACCCAAACAUGUGCUCUAUGUCGGCGUCUCCUACACGGCUAACGGGCCCUAUCGGUCUGACGUACCGGCAGUCAGUUCCCGGUCACUCGACCCCAGCGCGAUGUUCACGAUAGCGGCGACGGGAGUGACGACAGGGACGCGACUCUUGGUGAACUCGUUGGCUCGGGACCGGUACCCCAUAAGCUAUGUGUACGGCUUCCAGUCGCGCGGCUUCUCCUACUUCCUGACCAUUCAGAAGAAGUCUGCGGAGGCGUCGCGUCCUUUCGUGUCAAAACUGGUCAGAAUCUGCCAAAAAGACUCCGACUAUUACUCGUACACUGAAGUGCCGAUUAUGUGCCGCUCCUCCCACGACAACCACGACUACAACUUGGCUCAGGCAGCCUUUGUGGGCAAACCCGGCUCAGAGUUGGCCACAUCGCUGGGCAUCACAGCACAGGACGAUAUACUGUUCAUCGCGUUCGCCAAAUCCAAGGAUGAGUCCGAUGUGUUCAAUAGGCCCUCAGCCCAGUCGGCGCUCUGUGUCUACGCCCUGUCAGCCAUUCACCGCAAAUUCACUCAAAACAUUCAGCACUGCUUUAAUGGCAAUGGAAACCAAGGCCUCGACUUCAUAAACAUCAUACAGCCCUGCGUUCCCACUCAAGUUCAAAUCAAUGACGACUUCUGUGGUAUGGAUGUCAACACACCGUUGGGUGGAUCGAUGCCCAUCGAGGCCGCACCGGUACUCUCGUAUAACAAUCAAUUGUUGACAUCAGUGGCGGCCACCUCUACGCACGACUACACUGUCGUAUUCCUGGGCACUGAGAGCGGACAUUUGAAAAAGUGA
Oppiella nova is the source of this 1227-nucleotide messenger RNA. NCBI's taxonomy places the organism in Eukaryota, Metazoa, Arthropoda, Arachnida, Sarcoptiformes, Oppiidae. The record is from the annotation of a GenBank genome assembly.